CGGCAAAAAUGGCGACCUUCUUAGGACGUUAGAGAACAGUUUUAGGUGACAGCUAAAUUAGAUACAUUUGUUCGAUUUGUCGUGUGUAUAUUUUUCUUUUUGUUGUGCCACAGGACUUAUGUUAGUUGUUAAUGUAUUGCAGUUAAAAAAAUAAUGGCAAUGCAGAGUGGAUUUGUGAUUCAGGACAAGGUGGCCAGGUUGUUGAGUAAGCAGCAUGGAAAGCCUGUCCUCAAACCCAACAAGUCUCUGGCCCUUAAAGACGAAGUCGCCAACCGCAAGCCGAAAAAAGGAGAGGCUUCCUGUGUGACAGAGAUGGCGUUAGUGAUGGCUUGCUGGAAGCAGAAUGACUUCAACACCAAACUCUGCUCUAACGAGCUCACAGUGUUCUACAGAUGCAUAGAGAAAGCACAGGCAGAAGCACGUGAAAGAACAAAGCCACAGACCCUUUCCCAAGGAGGACGGCUUUUACCCAAACAGGCCACCAAGCUAUUGAAGCGGUACCCCAAUUUGUGAGAGACUGACAUUUUGUUAGAAUCUGACAUGGGGAUGAAUCAGCAAACGGGACUGAUAGAGAGACGUUCAGUGCAGUGGUUUUGGGUGUGGCCUUUAGAACAUGCACAGCUCAUUUGCCACUUCAAAGCCAUUGGAUUUGUAUUUAAUCACUUCGUCAUUGGCUGCAACUCUGCCAAAGUGAAGGAGCUGCUUUUCCAGGAUUGUGGCUGCAUUCUAAUUAUUUAAUUGAGUAGAUCGCUCUAAAUCACCCUGUGAAAGCAGGAAUAAGGCAAAUCACCCUGUCGUCUCUCUGAUUAGAAAAACGAAGCAGCUCACACUGUAUGAUGUUUUGAAAGUUUAUUUGCUUCACUGCUUAUGAAAUGUUAUUAUUGAUGUUGAUGUAAUAAAAUGAUUUCCAUAACAA
Molecule: messenger RNA, 916 nt
Organism: Ictalurus furcatus (blue catfish)
Lineage: Eukaryota; Metazoa; Chordata; Actinopteri; Siluriformes; Ictaluridae
Gene: chchd1
Product: coiled-coil-helix-coiled-coil-helix domain containing 1
Exons: 3
Coding region: 154-513 (119 amino acids)
Biological process (GO): mitochondrial translation
Cellular component (GO): nucleoplasm; mitochondrion; mitochondrial ribosome
Molecular function (GO): RNA binding
Source: RefSeq, a predicted model, not a curated record